AUGGUGAUUGAAAUCAUGACUGACCGAGGCAGUGGCAAGAAAAGGGGCUUUGCCUUUGUAACAUUUGACGACCAUGACUCCGUCGAUAAGAUUGUCAUUCGGAAAUACCAUACUGUGAAUGAUCACAACUGUGAAGUUAGGAAAGCCCUGUCAAAGCAAGAGAUGGCUAGUGCUUCAUCCAGCCAAAGAGGUCGAAGUGGUUCUGGAAACUUUGGUGGUGGUCGUGGAGGUGGUUUCGGUGGGAAUGACAACUUUGGUGGUGGGGAAAACUUCAGUGGUCGUGGUGGCUUUGGUGGCAGCUGUGGCGGUGGUGGAUAUGGUGGCAGUGGGUAUGGCUAUAAUGGAUUUGGUAAUGAUGGAAGCAGUUUUGGAGGUAGUGGAAGCUACAAUGAUUUUGGCAAUUACAACAAUGAGUUUUCAAAUUUUGGACCCAUGAAGGGAGGAAAUUUUGGAGGCAGAAGCUCUGGCCCCUAUGGCGGUGGAGGCCAAUACUUUGCAAAAGCACGAAACCAAGGUGGCUAUGGUGGUUCCAGCAGCAGCAGUAGCUAUGGCAGUGGCAGAUUUUAA
Messenger RNA from Nomascus leucogenys (northern white-cheeked gibbon), 567 nucleotides. Its product is annotated as heterogeneous nuclear ribonucleoprotein A1-like. The record is from RefSeq and is a predicted model, not a curated record. NCBI's taxonomy places the organism in Eukaryota, Metazoa, Chordata, Mammalia, Primates, Hylobatidae. Gene Ontology annotation, molecular function: RNA binding.